AUGGCUUCAACCGCCAACUCCGUGUCCGCUGCCAAUCGGGCUUCUGGCAAUAACUUGAACCCUUCACAGAACAACGGCGCCCGCCAAUCUCUGCGAACAAACACAAGCUUCAAGGGUGCCGAUGCCACUCGACGACAGUCGGCAAGCCCAGGUGAUGGUGCUCAGAGACGCUCUAGCUCCCAGAAAGCCUGGACUCAGGGUAUAAAUCCAAUCACCCAGAAAGCCUCCUCCCAGCCAAACGGCAAUCACGCUCCGUCGAAGUCCACGCCGUCGCCGAAGCCUACUACCAGCACCUCGGAACACAAUGCUCAUGGUCGGCUUGUGUUUUUGAUGACCAGCUUUAUUGGUCUCUCAGCAACCAUUACUAUUAAGAACGGUGAGAAAUACAGUGGUAUAUUCUCGUCUUCCACACUUGAAUCCGAUAACGCCUCCGUGUUGCUCAAAAUGGUGCAACGUGUGGCUUCGGCGGAUACCAAUGCCAAUGGGAUAAGCGAAACCACCACUCUUUUCGUUGGAACGACCCCAGAUCAUAGCAUGAAAUUCAAAGUUGACGAAAUCACUGAUAUCGUCGUGAACAAUGUGUCUACCGCUGAAGUGGUCGCCAAGGAUACCAAUGGGCCCCAAACCGGGUUUCGCACUGACACAGAUAUUUCCGGAAGUCUUGCCAUGCGCGAAAGAAAUCUACAGCGCUGGGAGCCUAGCGCUGCUGAUCCCAGUGUGGAUAUGUCUUUGGAAGGUUCAGGAUCGACUGGUUGGGAUCAAUUCGAAGCCAAUGAGCGUCUCUUUGGAGCCACAACCAGCUAUGACGAGAACAUUUACACCACUCAAAUCAACCGUAAUGACCCGUUAUACAAGAAGAAGCAAGCCGAAGCUGCUCGGAUAGCUCGAGAGAUUGAAGGCACCGUGACCGACAACCCGCAUUUGAGGGAAGAACGUGGUCAUGCACCUGAAGGUGAAGGCCAUGAUGAAGAGGAGAGAUACAGUGGAGUUCGCCGUGACGCAAACUAUUUGCCCUUACAGACGGGACAGCCGAAUAAAUAUACACCACCAGCUCGACGACAGCAAGCCGCUCAACAGCCAGCUACCAUAUCCGCUGCAGCAACUGACCCAGCCAUUAUAUCCGCUCAACUGGCUAAACCGGCGGCGGCACCAGAGGUCCCCGUCUCAUCGAAGCCGGCAGUGCCCACCAUCACACUUGAGAAGCAAAACACUGCUCCUCCCGUCUCUGAUCAGAAGACACCAGUGUCGACAACGGCGACCGCACAAGUCAAACGUCCUGGAGCGGCCGAAAAUGCGACAUCGAAUGUUGAAACAGAGGUUUUGGACCAUUUCCGACAAUUUGCAAACAAUGAGAAAAUGAGGAUGCAAGAACGUCGACGCAAUCAAGCUUCUCAUGACCGGACUGUUAAGCUCAAUGAGCUCAUGAAAUUCUCGCAAAACUUCAAACUGGCUACCCCUGUGCCCAAGGAUCUUGUACCCAUACUCGCAAAGGAUCCAAGUAAGCAGGAAGAAAUCAUAGAGCGUGCACAACGUCAGGCGGAUGAAAAGGCGGCUAUCAAGACGGUACCACAGCCAGCUGCGCCUGUGACAGAGCAGAAGCCCAGCAGCACUACCCCUCGCACGACGGCACCUCGUUCGGAAGCCGCACCGGCAAAUAUUCCUCCCUCCGCACCUGCCGAUCGCCAGACUCACCACCGUGGACGGCAACCAUACCCUCCCCAAGGACCUCACUUUGGUAUGGGCGGCAGAGUGCAGACCUUCCAUGGUGGCCGAGGAAACCUCAGCACACGCCUAGCAGACAAUUUCCGCCAGCAGAAGAACGCUCUUGGAACAGUUCCAGCACCUCUUCCCAUCCACGAUUCUCGAAUGCCGCCUUCAGGACCCUCCGGAGACAACCUGGUCAAGUCUCAACUGCAGACACCUACUUCGACUAAGUUCAAUGUCCGGGCUAUGGAGUUCAAACCCAAUCCAGCUGCAAACACAUUUACGCCAGGUGGACCUGGCAGCAGCUCUGGUGCUGCUGCCAGUCCACAAUUAAGCUCGCGUGGACGCUCAGUCUCUCGUGCGAGUACACCGUCAGCGUUCUUCGGAAACAAGAAGCCCGUGCCUGCGGCUGAACGGCCGUCUCUCAAGAAUCAGUGCUCCCCUAUUGAGCGCCUGAAGAAAGAAGGAGCCGAGCAAAAGGACAAAGACUUCACCUUCAAUGGAGGAGUUCCGCCACCAUACCGAACCGCACCAACAUGGGACGUUGCUCCUGGUAAUGAGGAAAAAACAUACAAAGACAUGUUCAAGAGCGCUCCUCCAUCGAUUUCGCCUCAAAGCCGAUCUGGGUCGAGCUCACACAUUCCUCACCCUUCGCAACAUCCGUUUAAUACUCAACAAAACACGCCAACUCUUCAUACUGCAGGUGGCCCUAUUCAUGGACCUCCUCAUCUUCACCAACAGCAUCCGAGCUCUCAUUUUGAAGAUCCUCAUCGCAUGCAAUUAUCUGCGUCGGCGUCUCACAUGUUCCCAUCGCCGAGACUCCAACAUGCCUACCCUUCGCCUAUGGCUCCACAUGCUCAAUUGGCUUACGGCCAACCCGUACCACAAUUCUACAUGAAUCAAGGUGGCCAGCAACCCGGCCAUAUGCGUCAGUAUCCCGGUGGACCUCAAUUUAUCAAUCCUCAAAACGGGAUGGGUGCACCUAUGAUGGUUCAGCAGCCAUCUAGCGGUCCAUAUAUGGGGGUUCCACAAGGAAUGAACGGGCAUUACAACCCUCAAAUGCAAAUGUAUUCCCCGAACCCGUCUUAUGCAUAUCCGCAGCACGGAGGACCUCCUCCUCAACCCCACAGUGGCUAUCCCAGUCCCAGUCGAGGCGCUCCCAUGAUGAUGCAUCAAGGCUCACAACCCGGUCAACCGCCACAGCCAAUGAUGUACAUGAAUCAAGGCCAGCAGGGACCUGUGUACGCACCGCAGCAGCCUGGUGGUCAUGCCCAAUGGGCCCCCCGCCUCCUCAUAUUCAAAGUCAACAAACGCCGGCCGCAACAACCAGUGCUACAGAAGCCUCAGAUGACGCUAAAUGAGCAUACUGGCCUGUUGUUCACUAUUAUUCGAAACACGUGGCAGGUCUUGGAGCUUAUCCCAUGUCUAUCCUGGGAGGCCUUCGCUAUCAUUGAGAUGAACUUCGUGUAUCCAUUUUCGGCGAGUACCAUGCCUAGACAGAAGCGCGCCUUGACCGGGGUGGAGCCUAACAUUACCACUCCCCAAGAACCCACCAAUGCAAAAAGAACAAAAGUAACAACGGAAACCAGCUCCACGGACAAUGCCGCAUCUAAUGCGCAGCCGAACGGGGGAAACAAGACCAAUGCCGCGGCACCAAAGUUCAUUGCUGUAGCUCGACCGAACUGGGAUAUUAGGGCAGAGGCGUAUGACAAGGAAGAAGUUGAUGACGACGAUAAUUCGGAAUCAAAUGAUACAGAAUACUCCGAGGCACCUAACCCACUACGCAACCAAGAUGAACUCGAUCCUGAAUGGCCCUGGACUAUGUCUUCGUCGGCUAUAGAUAAGUAUAUUGAGCUGAUAAAACAGGUUGAGUGUCGCGAUCAGGACAACCACAAUGUUUACAUGUACAACGAUUUCACUGCGUAUGGCGUCAAUGAGGUCGUUGACAAUUGGCUCAAAGGCUUCCAUAGAGAGGUGUCGCGAAGAUCUAAGACCCCUUAUACGGUAUGGGCCGAACUUGAAGCUGUCUCGUGGUUCUUACAGCUGGAUUAUAUCGAUAUUUGGUUUAGCGGCGAUGACUGUCACGGAUUUGCUGAAACGCUUGCCCUUGUCGGCAAGGCUCUCUUGGCGGGAAUUGAGAUUUUAAAGACCAACAAACUGUUCAAGCCAUAUAACCCCGAGGAAACUAGUGGAAUCAGAAAUAUUUCCACUGUCCUCGCUUUAUUCGUUCGGUUUGCCAAUACGUGGAUCACCAUAGGUGGCGACCACUAUGGAGAAACAAAAUGGGUGUCGAAAGUUGGCAAGGUAGCCAAAGAUAACGGCAUCGAUAUUAAGGGGCCAUACAAAUUCCAUGAAACAGCGGAGAAGUUAUUCAAGCCCGAUGAGGAGAACAAACCAAGAGAAAAGAAGAAGCUAGUCCGGUUUGACCACGGUACUUGGGGAGUGCCAAAGAUUGUGGAGCUUUAUUCCGAUGAAGAUGAGCAGGCAAUUAGGGAUAAUGGUGAUUACUCCAUCAAAGGAUGGAAAGAAGCGUUCAAGGAAUAUUCAGAGGCCCACGGAAAAGGUCCGAACAAGACGAUUGGUGGCUCAUCAUUCGCUAUCACCAAGCGUUCGGAGUCCAAGAAGAAGCAGACUAUGAAGAAGCAGUAA
Talaromyces amestolkiae is the source of this 4353-nucleotide messenger RNA. RefSeq lists its product as uncharacterized. The record is from RefSeq and is a predicted model, not a curated record. Gene Ontology annotation, cellular component: cytoplasmic stress granule. Gene Ontology annotation, biological process: cytoplasmic stress granule assembly. Lineage: Eukaryota; Fungi; Ascomycota; Eurotiomycetes; Eurotiales; Trichocomaceae. Gene Ontology annotation, molecular function: RNA binding. The transcript is spliced from 9 exons. The coding region runs from base 1 to 4353 and encodes 1450 amino acids.